Messenger RNA from Leptosomus discolor (cuckoo roller), 970 nucleotides. It is a transcript of the gene SLC35E1, whose product is annotated as solute carrier family 35 member E1. The record is from RefSeq and is a predicted model, not a curated record. Lineage: Eukaryota; Metazoa; Chordata; Aves; Leptosomiformes; Leptosomidae.
GCCCAGCUGCCGCCCCGCGCCUACCCCCGCUACAUCCUGCCGCUCGCCUUCGGCAAGUACUUCGCCUCCGUCUCCGCGCACGUCUCGCUCUGGAGGGUCCCGGUCUCCUACGCGCACACAGUAAAAGCGACGAUGCCAAUAUGGGUGGUUCUUCUUUCGCGGAUCAUAAUGAAGGAGAAGCAGACGACGAAGGUGUACUUGUCUCUGAUCCCCAUAAUAACUGGUGUCCUGUUGGCCACGGUCACGGAACUUUCCUUUGACAUGUGGGGACUCAUCAGUGCACUUGCUGCUACUCUGUGUUUUUCGCUUCAGAACAUCUUCUCCAAGAAAGUGUUAAGAGAUUCCCGAAUACAUCAUCUUCGUUUGCUGAACAUACUUGGGUGCCAUGCUGUGUUCUUCAUGAUCCCAACGUGGGUUUUGGUAGAUCUUUCUUCCUUCUUAGUAGAGAAUGAUUUGAGCACGAUGUCUCAUUGGUCCUGGACCUUGAUGCUGCUUAUAAUCAGCGGGUUCUGUAAUUUUGCCCAGAAUGUCAUUGCCUUCAGUAUUCUCAACCUGAUCAGCCCGCUGAGCUACUCCGUUGCAAACGCCACCAAAAGAAUCAUGGUCAUCACCGUGUCCCUUAUAAUGCUUCGCAACCCGGUGACGAGCACCAAUGUCCUUGGGAUGAUGACAGCUAUCUUGGGGGUCUUCUUGUACAACAAGACAAAAUACGAUGCAAACCAAGAAGCAAAGAAGCAGCUACUUCCCAUUACCACUGGAGACCUUGUGAAUUUGGAUCGGCACCGAAACACUCCUGAAAAGUCUCAGAACGGACUUACGGCAUUUGCACAACAUGGAGACUAUCAGUACGGGCGAACCAAUAUCUUAACAGACCACUUCCAGUAUAACCGGCAAAACUAUCCGACUACCUACAACUUAAAUCGUUUUGAUAUAUAGAGUCCUGGCAAACAGGUAUAGACUGUGAUAUCAA